AUAUGUUUUGUUUUUUUGUUUUUCUGGGGGGUUUUUUUGGCUGCUUUGGGUCUUCGUUGCUGCACGCGGGCUUUCUCUAGUUGUGGCGAGCGGGGGCUACUCUUUGUUGCGGUGCACGGGCUUCUCUUGUUGCAGAGCACAGGCUCUAGGCACACGGGCUUCAGUAGUUGUGGCACGUGGGCUCAGUAGUUGUGGCUUGAAGGCUCUACAGGACAGGCUCAGUAGUUGUGGCUCAUGGGCUUAGUUGCUCCAUGGCAUGUGGGAUCUUCCUGGACCAGGGCUUGAACCCAUGUACCCUACAUUGGCAGGUGGGUUCUUAACCACUGUGCCACCAGGGAAGUCCCCAAAUAAUAAGAACCAUUGCUGACUGCAGCUAAAGUAAUCUCAGAUGGUUUUCCAAACCUAGAUUUUUUAAAAGAGAGAUGGGUCCAUUAUCAAAUACCUUUCUAGAUUUGAAUAUCUCCAUUUAAGAAGUAUCUUAUUUGGGGUUCCUUUUUUCUUUCCCUCUAUUCAUGUUUUCAUUCUUUCUCCCCAACUUUAUUAUGCCCCUUCUCUUCUCCUUGAAACUCUAGUCCUUUAAGUUUCUGCAGCUUCCCUGACUUCUCAUGGCAGGCUCGUCCCGCCUUCAUUUCUCUUUCCAAAACACUGUUGUUACAACCAACAUGGCAACUGUGGUUUAUCUGUCUUCUCCCACCUGGCUAGGCUCUCCUCAUCAGCGGGGAUUGCCUUACUCAUCUCUGGGUUUCCAGCUUCUAGCACAUCUACUUUAUAGUAGGUUUUCCAUAAAUGCUUGUCUCCAGCUUUUUUUUAAUCACUGUAAAGCAAAAGGAAAAUGGCCUUGAGAUACAUUAACAAAGCGUAGACUUCCUUAGGGAGGGAGCUUUAGAACUAUAUCCUGUGCCCUACAGUGGCCCACGUAAUUAAAGUGGAAUGUUUUCCUUGCUGUGGGAGUAACAGAGGAAGGAGGAAUGUUUUGCGGGAAAUGGAACCUUCAAACAGACUAACCUGCGUCUGUAUUAAAAAGGCAGCUGAUGGCCUAGCUGUGCCCCCACAGGUCUUCUUUGUGUCUCAACUUCUGAUUUCUGCCUUUUGCUUUUUCUGAAUUACCCAAUCAUGUUUGCUCAGGAGUUGAGUUGAUUUUCUGAACUUGACAGUAAUCCUGAAGCAUCACUGUAAAAUCAAACCUGGGGUGGUACGACUUUGGGUGCUUCCCUCCCUGGAGUUAGUCAGGGGAGGUAGAAUAAGAAGAAGCAUUGGAGACGGCCAGCCCCACUGGGGCAGGACAGUGUCACUGCCAUGCCACUGAUGUAGAGAAGCAAGGCAGGGAUGAAGCACGGAGUUACACACGUCGAUAUGAAGGUUGUUUGGAAACGUCUCUAUGGAUUGCACAUCUGGACUUGAAAUGACCAGUGGUGCACUUUAAAAGUUACAGGGACCUUCUUAUCUGGUUUUAGACCAGAUUUUGCUGGUUCUCCCCAUGAAUUCUUUUUGCUUUAUUCCUGAAUGAAAUUGAGGCCCUCGUGGAAGGAGCCAGAAUUCCAUCCUUGUGUGUGGUAUGGAGACACAGGCACCUUUCUGGGGAGACUGCUCUCCAGGAGGCCCUGACACAGGCAGUCUUUUAGCCAGGGGAAUGGGCGCUGAUGUCCUGCCCAAAACUUAAAGACAUUAGGCCCUGCUUGGGCACUUCCUGCUGUGGUGGGAGUUCGGGAGCCGGAACGUACUUGGAAGGUGGUCUCACCAUCAACUCCUUGACAGCGUCUUCUCUUUGCUUUUCAUCAGGACCAGUCAGGCUCUGGUUCUGAGAGAAACACUUGUACUUUCAGGACUCCUAUCUCUUCAGAUCCCCCCAGUGGUCUGCUUGUAGAUAUGUGCUCCCCAAUUUGGGAUAGCUGGACGAGACCAGAUGAGCCUGUGGGGCAUAGUGGUUCACAGGGAGCCCAAGACCAGUUAUUAAUUCCUUGAAUCUGAGAGGAAAAUCAGAAAAGAUCCUCUUCUGAAAUGGAAACUGACAAAGAGAGGCAAAUUGCCCCAGAAAAGUCACUUAAAUAGUAACUGUUGCUGAUAAAAAGAUGUUAUUUCCUGACUCAGAGCCAAGACCUCUUAGACCUCCAUUCAAUACAAGAUUACUUGGAUUCUUUGGAGUUGUGCUGGCUGCAUUGGUGACCAGAGGAUUUGGGUUAUCAGCGAGAGGGGUGCUGUGGUGGAGCAGGACACCGUGUGGUGGGGGCCCUGGGGAGCUGGUAGCCGGAGGUCAGGCUCCGGAAAGGACAGGACACCUCCUCCCACCCCUCCUAGUGUAACAGAUCAGGAUUGGGGUUUGUUCACUCUGUCUCCUGCGAGUGUGGCUAGUGUGGGUCAGCUUCACCGUCCCUAGGUGAGCUGAUAAAGUCUGGUUUUUGGGACAGUAAGCUGUAAUGGUGCUGUACUUGCUGUACUUUGCACCAAGGCCCAGAAUAACCUAUCUGUUUCUCUCUUCUGCCUUUUUUUCCUCACCUCCUAACCUCACUUUUCUUUCUUCCUUUCUCAUGCGCCUCUUAGUGUUACAGGAGUGAGGCUCUCACUGUAGUCUGCCUGCCCUUGCACAUAACAUCCUGGUCCUCUUUGUUGCCUCUGCUCCUUUUGAAGGUUGUGGCUGGGUCACGGCUUAGGCUGUUUGAGGCGUCUCCUCCCCUCCCAUGCUUCCAUUCCCAGCUCUCUGCUGGAGGUUCACGUGAGCAUAAUCAUGGCAAGACUAAGGUCCUCGGCAGCCGGUGAAGCUGUGCUGCUUCCCUGGGUGAGCUGAAUUUGCAGAUGUUAAUGUCUUGUGUCGCUCACCCGGUGGCUGUGGCCUCCCCUCUGCCUCCCAUGAGGACGAGCCCAUCCAGAACCACCUUGCUCCCCACUGUGGCUCUUCAUGACCUCCUGCCCCCAUGCUUGCUUUCUUUAUGGUUUCGCUUGUUCUCUCAGACCAAGAAGCAUGUACCUCAUUUUUGUAGAGGGGUAGCUCCACAGGAGAAGUGAUACCUGUGCUUGGUAACAAGAGAUCUUUUGUUUAGAAUUUUGACCCAAAGAGAGGUGGCCACCCCACUUAGCAGAGAGCAUCAUCUUCUGGAGUCUCUUCAAUGCUACUUGACAAACAAAGAGCUUUUCUGGAAGGAGAAGCCGUAGGAAAUCAAACUUUCUUAACACCUCCCCUCUGAUUGCUUAUCCCCUAAAACUUGCCUUGUGUCCCGGUGACGCUUCCUCACUCAGAGCUGAGUUAUAAAGUGAUGAGCUUAUGGGUUUCUUUCACUAACACAGAAGUCCUUGGUCCUCUAACACAGGAGCCUUGACCUUGGGCCGGGCCUCUGUGCAUCUUUUUAAAAAGAGAAGGUGCCCUUAGAUAACUAGAUUCUUUGUUGGGGCCCACAUCUAGAUGCUUCCUCACACAUUCUGAGGCCUGUUUAAUUCCUUUGGGCUAUUGCAUCUCUGGAGGAGACAAGCAUUCUCCUUGUAGUGCACCCUGUAGGAAAGUUUCCACUUGGUCCAGCUCUUCAGAGCAUGAGUCUGAGAGCAGAUUGAUUGCAAAGCCUUGUCCAAGGAGAGAAUGGACUGACUCAUGGUACCUGGACAGACUCCAGAGUGAGGUGCAGUGCCCUCUCUAGCUGCUGGCAGAGCACCCCUCUCCUGCUUGGACGGCGCUGAGCAUGCUGGUGUACAGCUGGCCAUCUGGAGAUGGCCAGGAUCCGCUUUCCACCAGAGCUGUUGGGUUCAUAUCUUGUCCUCUCAUCUGAUGGAAGAAUUCUUCAACUCCGAUAAACCAUCCUGUCUGACGCGAUGGAAAUUGAUGGGAGUAUUAGUUAUUGGAGUGCCAGGGAGCAGUGUAGGAUUCAGGGGCUAUAUGGAAGAGGGGAUCAAUAUCUAAUGACUCUAGCAGCAUUUCCAAGGGUUUGAGCACUCCUGGGGGUGUGGCAGCAUGGGACAGGGCCUCCAGAGGCCAUGGUUCUAGGGCUGCCUCCAUGAUGUACACCUUGUGACCUUGGCUAAGUUCCUUAAUCUCCCUGAGCAACUUGCCUUCAUCUGACAGAGACGGAUACAAGCUACUUUGUUUAUCAAACAGAGUUGGUGUGCCAGAAAUGAGUGUUUGGGAGUGUAUUGACAGCCAUUAAGCAUUAUAGUCCGUAUGCCCUCUUGAAAGGCUUCUUUCCACCCGAGCUGUAUUUGCUGGGCUUGGGCAGAUUCCUCGUCUUCCCUAAGACCCUAGAGAAAGAAGGAAGCAGUUUGCCUUCCUGAGAGGAAACCCGGAUGCGACCUCUCAAAUUCAGCCACUGUAAUGUGUAUUUUUCCACAGUGUUUUAAAAAAUCAGCUACCGUGUUAGGCCCAUUUGCCUCUUGUCUUAUUUGGCCCUUAAGGAGAUAUGAAAGCCAGAGUUCAUAUAAUGACGUUUAAACAUUUAGAGCUUUCCCAUAAAAAUCUCCUAAAAUAGCAGCCCUGGCCGUGUCCUCCAGGGCUUGGCUGCCUGUCUGUAGGAGGAACGAGUGUUCUUUGGUGCCUCACAGCCCCGCACCCCCUCACUGUGCUGCCUGCUUAUGGAGUUUGGUUACUUGCCCGCCUGUGGAGGCAUUUGAUUUUGACCGUUUGAAGACACCUGAAUCCCACAGAUGUGAAACCUUGCAUUUAUGAUGGAGAAACUUGAAUAGGAAGUCUCAUCUUCAGAUUGGAGCAGAAUGAUAGUGUGGAAUUUUAAAACUGCACGUUAUUUGUGAAAAGCCCAUAAAAGGUAGUGGGCAUUAGACUAAUGUGAAACAUAGUAUUUACUCAGGCAGUAACACUUAUUAAUCCAAAAAUUUAGAAGAUUUACAUUACUGACUGUGCUGUGGCAUAGAUUCCCUUAGAGUGCGUGUCUGUCUGUUCACAGAAAACAUCUAGGCCAUUCUCUUACCCUCCGUGCACCAUUUCUAUUCAGUCAUUUAACAGCCAUCGGGUGCCAACUUGUGUUCCAUGCUUGAGUGAGAGGUUUUUGUUCUGUGGCUUCCUACCCCCUCCAGAGAGUUGAUGGUGCCCUCAGAAUACAGUUUGUUGUGCUUGCCUAAAUAUACUUUGGGUCUUUCAGAAAAACAAAAAAUUUUAAACACAACUCAGCAUCAGUCAUAAUGAGUGUCAGUGUCAGACUCGAUUUGAAUUCAGCUUCAUAUGGUUAGGCUAGCUUCAUCUUGCUUACAGGAAACAAAAAUAAGGACAUGGAGAGACAAGAAGUAAGAGAGGAAAACAUAUUUCAGGGGAUACUAACCAAAAAAAAAAACUGGCAUAGCUUUAUUAAUGUGAAAUAAUAGAUUUUAAGGUAAAGAAGAUUACUUCACAAUGAUAAACUUUAAUGUACUAGAAGGAAUAAUUCUUGAUUCUUUCUGUAGUCCAUAGAUCAAACAAAUCAGUAAGAAUGUAGAAGAUUUGAAUAAUAUGGUUAACGAGCUUGAACUGCACGAGAAAUACAGAGCAUUUGUGAAAACUAGCUACACGCUGAGCUCUGAGAUGGAACUCAGCAAAUUUCAAAAACUUUUUACUAAGGAAAUAGACAGACGGUUGGAAAAAAAACUGAAGAUCACACAAAAGGAGAGCAGGAAAUCCAAAUCUCCUCCCAAAGUGCCCAUUGUGAUUCAGGACGAUAGCCUUCCCACGGGGCCCCCUCCACAGAUUCGCAUCCUCAAGAGGCCCACCAGCAACGGUGUGGUCAGCAGCCCCAACUCCACCAGCAGGCCAGCCCUUCCUGUCAAGUCCCUAGCACAGCGGGAGGCAGAGUACGCGGAGGCCCGGAAGCGGAUCCUGGGCAGUGCCAGCCCCGAGGAGGAGCAAGAGAAACCCAUCCUCGACCGGCCAACCAGGAUCUCCCAACCUGAAGACAGCAGGCAGCCUAACAAUGUGAUCAGACAGCCUUUGGGUCCUGAUGGAUCACAAGGCUUCAAACAGCGCAGAUAAACGCGGGCAGGGAAGGAUGCCGCCGCCACCGCCGUCACCACCUCCUGGGUCGUCCGCUGCGGGUCGCAUUGCCGUGGCAGACAGCUGGACUUGAGCAGAGGGAACGACCUGACUUACUUGCACUGUGAUCCCCUUUGCUCUGCCCACUGUGACCUUGAACCCCAUGCACUGUGACCUCCCUUUCCCCCCCUUCCCACUGUGAUUGGCACUUCUACAAGGGCUGUCCCAAGUCCAUGGAAAGGGAAAGGGUGGGGGUUAGAGGAGGGUUGGGGGGACCCACCAAGGACUCAGAGUAGAGUCAGACAGUGCCACUUGGCCGCUUGGGGUGAAGCCAGUGCCAGCAAUAACAGUUUAUCAUGCUCAUUAAUUUGGGAUUUCAAAACACAAAUGAGAACUCCCGUCCACCCACCCUCAAGUGCAUGUCUUCAUCACUUAAAAGCAAGUUCCAUUUGAAGAUAUCCUUUCUUUUUUUUUUCUUUCCUUCCUAUUUUUGUUUGUUUAUACAAAUAUUUGAUUUGCAAAAAAAAGUACAUGGGAGGGGUUUUAGCAGUUUAAUGAAUUUUUAAUUGAGAAAGGGUAGUUUGGUAGUCUACUUAAAAAUGUUUCUGGUCAAUCCACUAGAAACGUUAACCAAUAGGAUUUUGGUGAGCUUAGCUUCUGUAUUCCUACUGCCGCCGAGAAAAGGGGCUCUGCAGCCCAGGACAGAUGAGCACCCCAUGCCUAUACCUCCCUUCCCCCAACUAAGUACCAGAGCAUCUGGGCCCUACCUGGAGACUGGGCCAGCUCUGUAGGCUCAGAGAGCCUGGGGAGGGUGCCAACCCCUCACCUUUAGUAUUUUGGGAGAUAGGGAAAGUGAACAGACUUUCCCUUCCAAAACCCCUCAGGGUGGUUCCCUACCAGCUGGGCUUACUACUUCUAGAAGGGGGCAGGGAGUGAGGCUGCACUCCCAGGCUUUAGGAGUGAGGCUGCAAGCCUUGCUCAGUAUUUUGCUGUCAGCACAAGGAAAGCCAGGAGAGAGUCUGACUCCAGGACUCUGAGCCUCCUGCCUAGUGUGGUCAGAAGGUAGGUGGGUCUUCCCACUCCAGCAAGGCUUAGAACUCUCAGGGGUCUGUGGAGCACCGUCUCUGUUGAUGGCAUCAGCUCGGUAACUCUACCCGGUACAUUUCCCUUGUGAAAUCACUACCUUGGGAGCAGACCAUUCUGAAUAACAUUUGGGGAAAGACAAGCUGUGCAUUGCAAAGAUUGGUAAUGACAGACGGGUUCCCCAUAGGCCUAGGUUACCCUCGACCCCUUUUUCCAGAGCAAGGGCCUGGAAUGAAGGCAGUUACCCCUCGGUCUUUGGAGCCUGGAGAUCUGCUUUGGCUCUUUGAGGUGGAAGAGGCUUAGGGGGCCCAGCCCAGAGCAGCUGUGUGUGUACAAUCUGGUCCCUCUCAGGCUGUCCGAUCUCUUCUGUUGCACUUCGCCUUAUAUCCCUCAGCCAGCCAGACGGCCUCCUUGCUCAGCAGAUGAGUUUUGGAGUGGUUGGUGUGACAUUUGUGAUUAGGGCAGCUCACGGUGGCCAAGGUGGCAAGCUAGGUCUUGCAGGCUCGCUCCACCUUUGGUUUGCUGGCUCUCAGCCUUGCCCUGUGGGGAUGUCAGCCGGGCCCAGCAAGCCUUGGCCCACUACAUCUUCCCAUUAGGAGGAAAGGUCAGCUGUCGGUUAAGUCAGUAACUAGUCCAUAGCACAGGCUUAUAACUGCGUGAAGCCAGGAUAUUGUCCGUGAGCAGAGGUGGAACAAAGCUUCAGUCAGUAAGAACCCACAGAACAUGGAAUGGUGCCCACAUUGCUGUUCUGAGGGGAAGUGACCUCCAGGAGUGGGCAAGGGAGAAGGUUGCUGCUGUCUUUACAGUUCCACUGCCCUGACCAAGUUUCCGCAUUCUAAACGGAUAGUGUCCAUCCCUCAUGUAAUAGUGGUUUCUGGCCCAAGAUGAGACUGUCCUUUUCAGUUGGAGAAGGUACAGAGGUAGGCCAGGUGGGAAGGCCAGAAGUGCUGAUUCCUCAGCUGUCGGGACCACCUGUCCUUGCUGCCCUCCUCUAGUGGGAGCCAAGGGGAGGCUGGCUGAUGGGUGUCUGUGGAUCAAGGAUGUAGUAGGGACUGAUGCUCCCACCUCCCUGCGGCCAAAGAUGGGGCUCUGCCCGCUGUGUGCCUAUCACCACCCACCAGCGGUCAUGUCCUGGCUUCCCAGAUGGAGAGGUGACAGGCAACAUUUUAAAGAGAAAGAAAUGAAAACAGGAAACUAUUGUGUUGGAGGGAGGUGGGAGGGGAGAUGAGAGAACGGUUUGGAUUUUGUGUGUGUGUUUGUGGUUGUUUUGGGGGUUUUUUUUGGGGGGGUAGUUGUCUGUAACUUUACUUAAGUGCUUUUUUUUUUUUUUUUUUUUUUAAUUUUUUAAAAGUAAGCUGCAGGCUUUGGCUUAGAAAACCCCAGGGGAGUUGGGGGCAGAAACCUGAGGCUGCUGCCCCUUUAUCUGCCUUCAUGGUACUGUCCCCUUCCCCCAGCUCCUCCCUGACUCCGUGAGCCAGGCCUCAGACCUUCCAGCUAACUGCUUCCCAUGAGCCACUACUCUGAUGUCAGCCUAUAACCAAAGGAGCUGGGGGUCUGGGCCUGGUGACCAACCCUUCUCCGCCCACUCAGUCAGGGUGCUCCCCACCUGCAGGCAGGAGGCAACACCCUAUCUGCUACCAUCAGCCCCUUCCAGAGCCCACUGCCUCACCCCACCCUGUCUAGCCCAGCCGUACCCUGCUCUGCCCCAUCUGGGGAUGCUCUGCUCAGGGAUGGGCCGGCAGGGCUGCCCUAGCCUCCCUGGUAGGCAGAGACUCUGGAAACCUCUGGGGUCCUGUUUUCGGCCAUGUGAUCCCAGGGGUGCAUAUGGGCCCCUUGGGUAUCUGAACAGAAGGGCAUGGGAGGGAGGGCCGCACCCCUGCAGUCCUGCUCUGCUGGUCUAGCGGGUAGCUGCCCACCCUACCCCACCCCGCACCGCGGGCUCCUGAGUUGGCAGAUUAAGCAUUUUAUAAAUUGUAUUUUAAAUACAUGUUUUAAACUUGUCAGAACCUUGUCCUCAUUUCAGUUUCUGGCCUCCUAACCUCUUGCUGUGGCUGCUUGUUUAACCACUGGGAAGCUAUCUCUGCUCAGUCCUAGGGAGGGGCUCUCGCUUUGAGUAAUAGGCCUGGGGUGGUGUAUGGAUUGGGGCCACGGACCCACAUGCUUAGGCUCCAAGGGAAGGGCACCCCUGGGUCCCGGCCCUCUGUUGGUGAGAGCAUGGCUGAGGCCCCUCCUGCCCUUCCACAGGGUCUGUCCGUUUUAGGGGCCAGUGUCUUUCCCAGGUACUUCCAUUAUGUUCACCAUUCCCUUCAAGCAAGUGGGAAAGAGAAUUCCUGCCCUUAUGGGACUCCUAGUCCAAGGCGUGGAGGCACCCAUCUGAGAAUAGUCCCAGCUCUGUGCUUUGAGAGUGCACAGGAGGUCAAGACUUUGAACCCAGGGCUACCUCUAGCAGGACUCCUGACCCUUGGCAGUGUUUUGAGGCGAGUCUUGCUUCAGGGGCUCCGAAGCCUGAGGGAGACUGAGGCCCUCCGCUCUGAGAGCCGAGUGGAAGGGUGAAAACCUGGGGCCUUCCCUGGCACCAGGCACAGAGGCUGAGGUUCUUGUUGUUUAUUGGCUUACCAGGCCACAAAAGCAAAAUCCAGCAGCAGUCCCUACCUGAUGACCCGUCCGUCUGCAGGCCCUGAUUGCUAAGCUGCCCAGAGUCAGGACUCCGCAGGGUCAGUGGGUUCGAGCCGGCACAGAACUGAGCCACUUUCGGCUGUCAGAGCUGGGUUCCCUAGGGAGAGAGGUGGAAGAGAAGGGUGGGAGGAAGUGAACCACCCCAUGUGCCCAAGGGGAGAGGAGUCCUUCCCAGGGAGGUGAUGGGGCCAGCAGUCGGGCUCAGAGGCCUGAUUCCAAGUCCAGUGUUCUUUUAUCCCAGGAUGCCUGGAAGAGGACUGCUGCAGGGGAAGCUUCCCUCCACCCAGCUGCUAAGCCUGUUUCCUACUACUCCUAACAUGGAAUCAGACUCAGGCAAAGGACUUAAACCCCCUGCAUGAGAAAGGCAGGUAGUGCUACCGAGUCCCGGGCACAGAAAGGCGUAAGUACCAUGACUUAGGAACAAUCUACCUGGGACACAGACUCUCAAAGGUUAGUUUCUUCCCCCUUCCAUCCUUUCCCCUUUUUCCUCCCUGGAACAACAGUCUCUGAGGCAUCUCUUGAAAGGAUGGAUUUCCCUUGGGUUAGGCCAGGGACUUCAUAAGGAAGGAGGUGGAUGGGCCUGGGCUGCAGUCCCUGCCCUCUGGGUACCCACCUGCUUCCUUGAGAUCUAGUCUGGAAGAAGAGGCUACGGGUGUCAGGGCCCAGGCUUGUGGGGGUACACAGCUCCAGCAUGUAGUGGCUGCCCUGCUUCCGGCGGACCGUAUUGUCCAGCCUCGGGCAGAGCGGGAUGCAAGGCACCUGGGCAUAGGGGCUUUGCAGGUUGGCAGCUGGCAAAGGUGGAAGAGGCAGGAGAGGGGAAUGUUUCAGAGCACGUCCAGUGCUGGGAGGCAGGCAGACCCAUGUGAAAUCCCAGCUUUGCCACAUAACGACCUGGGUGGGUUUGGGCAAGUAACUUAACCUCUCUGGGCUUCUGCAUAAGCUGGAGCUGAUGGUGGUAUCCGCCUCAGAGUUGAUGAUGAGGAUUAAAGGGAUAAUAUAUGCAAAGCACUCAGCUAAAUGUUGAGAACAGUGUAAGGGCUAAUACCUGCUUAAAAAGGAGCACAUGUCUUUGGGAUGAGUCCUGGCAGAGUCUGACAGGCACACUCUACAGACUCUAGAAAGCUUCUAGCCCAUCACUUGGCACACAUUUGGGAAGGUCCCUACUAUUAUGGGAAGGUAACCUUGCCCAGAGGAAAGAGCACAGGUUUUAGAGUCAGACCUGGGUAUAAUCUCCCCUUUCUGACACAUGCUAGCUGUGGGACCUUGGGCAAGUUGCUUAAACUUCAGUUUUCUCAUCGUGAAUACAUGGGGUAAGUAUGUGAUUAUGAGGAUUAAAUCCUAGCAUGUCUGCAAAGGGCUUAGCAUAGUGAGUGACCCCAGAGGGUGCUCAAUAAAUGAUGAGGUGGGAUUGCUAAGCACUCUUCCUUCUCAGUCCAGGCUCUUGGGACCAACCUGUGCUCAGGGCUAAGGCUCAGGGAAAAGGGUGUGCGGAAGGCUGGAGAUGGGUGGUGAUUAUCAGCCAGCUGGCUGAUGGCACACAGUUAAGCCCGAAGUGGGAAACCAUGUCUCAGCUCCUGGGCCUGGCUGUGUGGCACCCAGGGCCCUCACCAUAGUUCUGCUGCUUCAGCUGGCUCAGGAUCCUGAGGGCUCUUCGUUCUGGGACUUCCAAGGUGUCUGCCUGCUGCGGGUUGUAGGGAAGCUUCUUCUGGGACUGCAGCCGGCCAAUGGCCGGUUCCAUCUCUCGGGCCUUACAGGUGCCUUCCUUCAGCUUCUUCUGGUAAUAGCUGGGGAGGCAGUGCCACCCAGCUCAGCCCGGCCGUGUUUAAUUCACCCUCCUCCUCCCUCAUCCUUUCUGAGCCCCUGUUCUGUCUGGCCAGCUCAGGAGCAGGGCCACAAGAGAUCUGGGUUUUAGUCCUGGCUCAACCAUUAACUUCCUGUAACUGUGGGCGAGUCACUGCUCUGCUCUGGGUCUCGGUCACCCCUAUAAAGUGGGGGGAAAUGGUUAUCUCUGCCAGUCAUUGGAAGUCACUUGACUUCUCUAAGCAGAUCAGUCAGCGUUUUUUAUGGGGUUAAAAACAAAGAUUAAAUAACAAGACCCAUUAAGCAUUCAGCAAAUUGACUCAAGGAAAGAGCUUGGUAAAUGUUGCCCAUGAUUUCUAUCACUGGUAUUUUUACUUAGAUGUGCAAGUGCUUUGUAAGCCAGCUGUGCAGUUAACUCCUCCUCAUCUUCCAGAUCGCAGUUUAAAGGCCAUCUCUUCCAGAAAGUCCUCUCUCCUCCAAUAGACGGGUUAGGCUCCCACUAUAGGCCCCCUGACAAAUUGUACUUAACCCUAUCACAGCCCACUUAAUACUCUUAACUCAUCACUACUUGCCUUUUCCCCACUAGACUGCAGCACCAUUCAUUCAUUCAUUCAAAUAUUUAUUGAGUGUUUACUGUAUGCUGGCCACUCACCUAAAUGCUUGGGAAAGAGCAGUGCAGGAGAUAUUCAUAUAAGGUCCUUGUGUCAUCUCUCAGCCCCACCUCCUUAGUCCAGCCACUGUCAUAGCAACCACUUCUACGUGGGCCUCAACCAGCUCUGCACAGGGACAACCUGGCUCAGUCUCACCUCAGAUCUUACCUCUUGCUGCUUGCUCCAGAGCCUCUCUGACACAUAUGCGCCCCAGAAGUGCAGGGGAGUUAAACAUCUGUGUGGGGCACCCUUGACAAAGGAACCAGCAGCUGAGGUAUACAGGCUCCUGUCUCUUCCCCUGAUGGUUCUGAGCCACCAUUCAUAGUCUCCUCAGAAGAUCCUGGGGAUGGCUGACUCAGUAGCACAUCAUUGUAUUGGCUCCUCCUCCUUCUGUGUUCAUGUCCCUUCCCUCACUUCUGCUCCCUGGUAUCACUUUUUAAAUCAACUACCUAGGCACACAUCUAGUGGGAGAGUCGGACCAUGAACAAGUAAAUAAAUUAUGGUACCAUGUGGGGAGUGAUGGGUGUUCUGAGAGAAAGUAAAAGCUGAGUAGGAGGUAGUGAUGAGCUAUUUUGUCCAUAGUCAGUGAAAGUCUCGAGGUGGUGGCAUUUGAGCAAAAUGAGGGGAGGAAGCAAGCUAAGUGGAUAUCGGGAAGAAGCCUCUUUCAGGCAGAGGGAAUGGCUUGUGAAAAGGCCAGGAGGUGUGAAAGAGCUUGGUGAGCUCUAAGAACAGAGAGGUGCUAGAGCUUGUGUGUGAGGGAGAAGGGGGUAGAAAUGGGCAGCAAAAUGGGGGGGCCAGACUACCUGAGACUUUGUAGGCAGUGAUGAAGGCUAGGCCUGCUACUCAGAGUGUUAGGAAGCCCGUAGGGCUUAAGCAGGUGGUUCUGCUAGGACCUCUGCCUAUCCCUGAAGCCUGGAAUUUUGGGUUUUAAUGAGCUUCACACAGAGAAAAUAGAAAAUGAAUACCAGAGCCCUCAAAUGGAGAUUGGAUCUAGACCCCUGUGUAAAAUUAGAACCUGAAAACACAGCAUCCUGAGUAAAAAGAUGGACUAGGAAAUAACUUCACCCCACAGGGGCCAACAGGACAUGAGCAGAGUGUGUGCAACUUUCUCAGUCGCCAUUUUAAAGGAAAUUGCUUGCUCUCUACUUCCUCUCCUUCCCCUUCUUAUGGGCUUGAAUUUAGAUGUGUUGCUGGUAAAUUGGCUUAGGAUUGACCUAGGGAAUGGUGGAAGAAUAAGUGGGAAAGAAACUGGGUGCUUGAGCAACCUUGCCUUCCUGCCUGCUUCCUCCAAGCCAUCAAUAUGAGAGAAAUAAACUAUAUUGUUUGAACUGUA
Molecule: messenger RNA, 13474 nt
Organism: Orcinus orca (killer whale)
Lineage: Eukaryota; Metazoa; Chordata; Mammalia; Artiodactyla; Delphinidae
Gene: SZRD1
Product: SUZ RNA binding domain containing 1
Exons: 4
Coding region: 5417-5932 (171 amino acids)
Source: RefSeq, a predicted model, not a curated record